Molecule: messenger RNA, 3231 nt
Organism: Conger conger (European conger)
Lineage: Eukaryota; Metazoa; Chordata; Actinopteri; Anguilliformes; Congridae
Product: alpha-1,6-mannosyl-glycoprotein 2-beta-N-acetylglucosaminyltransferase-like
Exons: 2
Coding region: 418-1746 (442 amino acids)
Biological process (GO): oligosaccharide biosynthetic process; protein N-linked glycosylation
Cellular component (GO): Golgi stack; Golgi membrane
Molecular function (GO): alpha-1,6-mannosylglycoprotein 2-beta-N-acetylglucosaminyltransferase activity
Source: RefSeq, a predicted model, not a curated record
AAAGUGGUGCUAUUCGUUGUGAAAUGAAUCGGAGGGGGAAAGAAGGAAGAAUAAAUCGGAGCGAAAACAAUUUGGAGAGAAGCUGCGCCGCAGGAGAGCAUCGGCGUUGAGGGUUGUCUGUGGCCUGGUUCAAGCAGAAAAGUUUCUGGGAUGCCAAGCUGUAGACAUUCUGUGGACAAACACGUGCCCUUCAUACUGGCAUGGGGGCCACUCAGUGGGCAUGGUCACAGACUCUCUGAAGAGGUCUGUGUUUCCAACAUUCCUAGAGUCAAGCACAAUGGAGAACUACAGAUAACAGGCACAGUUUUUUUAAGCAUACUUUUUCUCUGAAAUGUUUCUGUAGAAACAGAGCUUUUUGGAUAGUAAUUGUUGACGAUUCUUUUUAUUUUGAAAACAACGAAACCUUUGUCAUUUUCUAUGAGCUCGACUCUCUUCCCAUCACUGCCCGAAAUGAGAUUCCGAAUCUACAAGAGGAAAGUGGUCAUACUGACCAUGGGGAUGCUGGCUUGUGGCUUUGCUUUUUGGAGCAGUGGCAGGCAUAAGAAAAGCGAGGUGUUCUCCAAGGAGCCGAUGAGGAGCAGCCAGGUGCAGACAACCCCUGCAAACCGGAGACUGAUCAAUGAAAGUCACCUGGAGGCAGCGGUCAAAGCAGAGACAGACAACAUGACUUUAAUCUACAGAAGGACUGUGUUCCAGCUGAACUUCGACCAAACCAUCAGAAAUGAGGACAAGCUAAAAAAGCGGCCAAAGGAUGACCUGGUGGUGGUGGUCCAGGUUCACAACAGACUUGAAAAUCUGAAACUGUUGAUUGAGUCCCUUCGGAAAGCGAGGAGCAUCGAGACUGUUCUGCUUAUAUUUAGCCAUGACUACUGGUCACCAGAGAUCAACCAAGUGAUCGCCGCCAUAGAUUUUUGCCCGGUUCUCCAGAUGUUUUUCCCCUUCAGCAUUCAGCUCUACCCUCAAGAGUUCCCAGGGAAUGACCCCAGAGACUGCCCGAGAGACAUUCCCAAGAAAGACGCCUUAAAGCUGGGUUGCAACAAUGCAGAGUACCCUGACUCAUUUGGCCACUACCGAGAAGCCAAGUUCUCCCAGGCCAAACAUCACUGGUGGUGGAAGCUAAACUUUGUUUGGGAAAAGGUUAAGGUUUUGAAAGGGCACAGUGGAUUGGUGCUGCUCAUAGAGGACGACCACUUCCUUUCGCCCGACUUCUACUACCUCCUCAAGAAGAUGUCCUCUCUCAUGAAAGAGCAGUGCCCGGACUGCGACAUCCUCUCGUUGGGGGCAUAUGGGCAUGUUGGUUAUGCCAGCAAGGCAAACAAGGUGGAGGUGAAGGCCUGGAAGUCCACAGAGCACAACAUGGGAAUGGCCUUGACCAGGCAGACCUACCAGAAACUCAUCCAGUGCGCAGACACCUUCUGCACGUACGAUGACUACAACUGGGACUGGUCGCUGCAGCACCUCACCGUCGCCUGCCUGCCCUCGUUCUGGAAGGUCAUGGUAAGCGAGGCUCCCCGUAUCUUCCAUGCCGGGGAGUGCGGGGUGCACCACAACAAUGCCUGUCUGCCGUCCGGCCAGAAGACCAUGAUCGACAGGGUCCUCCAGGGCAGCAGCAAUCAGCUGUUUCCAAAGAGCUUGCUCAUCACCAAGAGACUGCCCUCAGCCGGGGUGCCCCCCCAAGUCAAGAACGGAGGCUGGGGGGACAUCAGGGACCACGAGCUCUGCAAAAGCUACCAUAAGUUACAGUGACAUUGCUUGCUGAUAUUUGCAUCCUCAUUUAGAGAAGAAACUAAAGAGCCUGAAUAUACCUAUGUAUGGAUUGCUUCUUUGCCUGCUACUUUAUGGGGUUGAUCCAGUGGUUGCACAAGCCCAUGGAAUGCUGCAUCUUAGGAACGCAGGACAUUUCAAAAUAUUGUUUUACACUAAUUCUGAUAAAAAAUAACUAUUUGUGCCGUAAUAUGCCAAGUCGCAAUAAUAGCACAAUAAAUGUACAUAAUUUCAGGGAGAUUUGCACAACAUGUUAGGGGGAUGUGACGUUACGAUGAGGGAGAAGGGGGGGUCCUCCCCUUGUCUGUAAUUUUAUUAUGACAUUUGUAACAGAAGUGCGAUGAAAUAAACGAAUGUUUUGGUGUUCUGAUCGAAGUGAUUUUUUGCAACCCAGGCUAAAUGAAUUGAAGGCUAUUUAUGUUUUAUUUACUCAUGUUGUGCAAGCAACUGCGGUGUAGGCAGAAAUACAUUUCAACAUAUCCUGCUCCAGCGGUCUUUAGCGCUAAUCCCAUGACACUUCUGUACUCCAAACAGGAAUGUGGGCAUCGUUCUAACUAUUACAACUCUACUGCCCUAUGGUGGUACAAAAAAUAACAUGAUUAUGUACAUUUGUUUUUCUUUUCUGAAUCAAUAUUACAAAGUACACAACAAUGACAGCACAAGUUUCGCACAAACCCAAACCAGCAGUACAACACCUCUCCUGAUAAAGCGUGCACCCACUCGUGACAGGCACAAUUUAUUAGCCCCAAUUAAGAAGAAAUAACGGAACACUGAAUUGGGAUGUGCACAACAAAGCCAAGGGAAAGACAAGACCAUACCAUGCAAUGUAGCAUGCCCUCGCACAGGCAGGAAAUCAUCAGCUGCCAACUUUAUAAGGUGAACUAUUUUUGUAAAAAAGCUUAUUUACAUAGAAGAUGUAGUGAUCACAUAAUUGUAACGUUGCCAUAGCGGGCAUGAAGAAUGUAGCUAUGUAAUUCUUUCUUACCAUUGACGGCUUGUUGCAGAUAAGCUAAGGUAUCACAAAAUAAUUUGGAAUGCACUACUUUAUUCUUCUUUUUUUACAGCACACAGCAAUGUUUUAAAACUAAAAAAACUACCUAGAGCGUAACAUCUUGUUUUUUCAUUGAAUUGAAAGCACUUUUUAUUUGAAACUCGCAAUGCUACCAGCUUCUGUGAGUAUUGAGAUCAAUAAACAAAUGUCAGACACCAAAGAGGAUUGGUACAAAGGUACAGGAGCUAUUAUUUUGUUGUAGUUCAAGUCUGGGUCAUCACCUAUUGUUAUAUUAAAAAAGACUUUGGAAUAUCUGCAUAUAUAGAACACAGUAUAUAAUAUUUGUAUUUCUUCUUGCAUUUUGGCCCUCUUUUUCAGUGUAAAAUGUGACAUCUGAUUGACCAAAUUAAAGCAUAUGUUUCGGUGCUUCUAUAAAAUUGUCUUUACAUAAUAAAAUAAAUAUUUUUGCUUGUGAA